This is a messenger RNA of Arachis ipaensis, 988 nucleotides long. RefSeq names its product Alpha-L RNA-binding motif/Ribosomal protein S4 family protein. Gene Ontology annotation, cellular component: Mpp10 complex; small-subunit processome. NCBI's taxonomy places the organism in Eukaryota, Viridiplantae, Streptophyta, Magnoliopsida, Fabales, Fabaceae. The record is from RefSeq and is a predicted model, not a curated record. Gene Ontology annotation, biological process: rRNA processing; ribosomal small subunit biogenesis. Gene Ontology annotation, molecular function: snoRNA binding; rRNA binding.
ACGUCUCCUUCCUCUUCCUUCUCGCACCAACGAGGCCACCCCUCAGUGUCUCAGUCUCGUCACUCUCUCAUCUCUCUCACUGUCGCUCUCGCACUCAACAUCUCUCGUCUCCGGUCUCUCUCACUGCCUCCAAUCUCGCACUCAAGCUCGUCGCUGUCGUCUUCUUGCUUCGAGCCUCGCCUCAGCAGCUGGUCCCCGAUUUGCGUGAUAAAUAAUGAGGAAGCUAAGGUUUCAUGAGAAGAAGCUACUGAAGAAGGUUAACUUCUUGGAAUGGAAGAGAGAAGGUGGUCGCAGAGAGAACCAAGUUAUGCAGCGUUACCAUCUUACUGGACGCGAUGAUUACAAAAAAUAUUCGAGCAUAUGCGGCAUGAUUCAGAAGUUGGUAAAUAUAUUGAAGCAAAUGGACCCCAAGGACCCUUUCCGUGUCGACAUGACUGAUAAGCUCUUGGAAAAGCUUUACAACUGUGGUGUGAUUCCAACCAGGCAAAGCAUCACAUUAUGUGAACGUAUAACUGUGUCAUCCUUCUGCAGACGCAGGCUUGCAACUGUUUUGGUGCGACUAAAAUUCGCAGAAUAUCUGAAAGAAGCUGUGACAUACAUUGAGCAGGGGCAUAUACGAGUUGGUCCGGAGACAGUUACGGAUCCAGCUUUCCAUGUGACUAGAAAUAUGGAAGACUUCAUUACAUGGGUGGAUUCGUCGAAGAUCAAGAGAAAGGUGCUGCAGUACAACGAUAAGUUGGAUGACUAUGAUUUAAUGAAUUAAGUAUAUAGUUUUGAUAGAGUCAAAUACACAAUGGGUUUUUGUUCUUGAUUCUAGUUUGAGCAGGCAUUCUUUUCCCUUUAAUGUCUUAAAUGCUAUAUAGAAACCCAGAGAAAUCUUGACCAUCAUACUAGGAAUUUAGUAAAUGAUUGUGACAUUAGUAUACUGCUAUAUUUCGAAUAUGUAUUUUCAUUUUCUGCAAUCAGUAGAUGGUUAUCUUUCAUAAUA